AUGGAAAAAAUAAAAUCAACUUGUUGUCAUAAUUUACGAAAAUCAACAGACCUACAAAAAGAUGGAACUUGUAUUAAAGAAAAUUUCAAAAAAGGUGAUCCUCAACCACCAUGUAUUCCUUGCCAAGGAAUAUGUCAACAUCUAGAAACAACAAAUAAAAAAAAAACAGAAAUAGAAAGUCCCAAAGUCGAAAAAAAACCAAAUUUCUUGGAUUUAAGAAUAUUAAACCAAACCAAAAAAAUACAAUAUUUGGAAAACAAAAAAAAUAUUAGAAUUUUGGAGGAAGCUGAUGAAAAGGCAGUAGAAGCCAGAAAAAAGGAAAAACAAUUUAAAAAAAGGAAAUUUAGUAUGGAUAAUAAUAAUAAUAAUAAUAAUAAUAAUAAUAAUAAUAAUAAUAAUAAUAAUAAUAUUAAUAAUAAUGAAAAUAAUAUAAAUGAUAGGAAUAAAAUAGAAUAUUAUACCUCCAAACAAAAUAAUAGUAAUAAUUUUAAUAAUGGUAAUUUUAGUAAUAAUAAUAUUAAUAAUAAUAAUAAUGGUAAUUUUAAAAAUAAAAAUAAUAAUAAUAAUAAUAAUAAUAAUAAUAAUAAUAAUAAUAAUAAUAAUAAUAAUAAUAAUAAUAAUAAUAACAAUAAUAAUAAUAAUAAUAAUAAUAAUAAUAAUAAUAAUAAUAAUAAUAAUAAUAAUAAUAAUAAUAAUAAUAAUAAUAAUAAUAAUAAUAAUAAUAGUGAAUCAAAUGAUGAUAUUGUAUCUUUAAUUGUCCCCAAAAUAUAUAUUGAAAUGGAAGAUUUAAAAGUAUUAAGUUCAGAAAACAUUUUUUCAAUGGCAUUUGAAUAUAUAAAAAAUAAUAGAAUAAAGUCAAUAAUUGUAAAUGAUAGAGAGAUAACAGCAAUAAUACAUAGUAAUUCUUAUGGUGAUCUGGUUAGAUAUGAUUUAAAAUUCAAAAUUGAAGAAUCCAAAAUAGACUUUGGUUCCUGUGAUUGUGGUUUUAUUGACGAAAUUUUAUGGUGUAAACACAAAGUUUCAGUUUUUUUAUUUUUAAAUAAAUACAAAGAUCAAGGUAAAAGAUUAUUUUUCUCACCCAAGUCCAUAUGUGAAACCAUUUCAACAAUAUAUCCACCAAUAAAAAAUGAAAAUGAAAAAAAUAAUAAUAAUAAAUUGUUAUUUACAAAUAGAAAAAAAAUUAAAAAUAAUAAUAAUAAUAAUAAUGAUGAUGUGGUAAUUGUCGAAACAAACAAUAAUAAUCAAUAUCACCCAAUAUUAAUUGAUGAAAGGAAUAACAUUGAAUAUCCAGCAACAACAACAACAACAAUAGAAAAAACAACAAAAAAGUAUUUUUUACCAAAUAUUAACCAUGAAGAAUUAUUUACAAGCCAACAAUUAAUUGAAAUAUUGAAAGAUGAAUUAAAUAAAAAUGAAAGCAUAAAUGAAAAAUUGAACAAAGCAUUAGAUUUCAUCAUUAUGGACAACACUGAAGGAUCUGAAAUUUUCAAAUAUUCUCUUGAUGACCUAAUUAGAAUGUUCUUUUAG
Molecule: messenger RNA, 1527 nt
Organism: Dictyostelium discoideum AX4
Lineage: Eukaryota; Evosea; Eumycetozoa; Dictyosteliales; Dictyosteliaceae
Exons: 1
Coding region: 1-1527 (508 amino acids)
Biological process (GO): chromatin remodeling
Molecular function (GO): zinc ion binding
Source: RefSeq, a predicted model, not a curated record